This is a messenger RNA of Cladocopium goreaui, 2385 nucleotides long. The record is from the annotation of a GenBank genome assembly. NCBI's taxonomy places the organism in Eukaryota, Dinophyceae, Suessiales, Symbiodiniaceae.
AUGACCACCACUGCUGAGCCCCUUGAUGAUGCAUCCGAGCCCAAUGCCUUGCCAAUGGAGUUCAUGCAACUGAAUGAAAACCUCGCCGAAAAGCACAUGGAGAUCCAGAACGACUGCAAACCUUUUGAACCGGAGAUGAUUCUUUUCUCCACCCAUGGUACCAGUGGCAUUCUCGACACAGGCCCGAGACCACCUCAACCAAGUUCAUUGAACUUGUACAGAGCCUUCAGGAUCGCCAAAGCCAUGAGCCUUGCCAGUCGAAUGGACCGAGUCAUGGCUCAAACAUCUCCCGACGGAAUAGCAGCCUUCGAGCAGAUGACGUUAGAAGAGAUGGGCAACUGCAAGAUAGCGUUUGGAAAAGCGCAUGUGGGCAAGUCAUACCUCGAGAUGUGGGAACAAGAGAAGUCGUGGAUGAAAUGGUUCAUCCGAACCUACUCAGACAGCCAACGAGAAGAACACAAGAAGCUGAUCAUCUAUGUCGAAAAGAUGGUGCAACAGCUCGAGAUCAGCAAUGGUCUCCCAACCCUGGAGGAGACAGAGACGCAACAGGGGAUUGUACAGCCUCGCUGCAAAGUACACCCCAAGGCCAAAGCGUCAGCCCGCAUGACAAACCAGGCACACUUCGAUGCCAUGACCAUCAUGAGCGAAGAUCCCAACGACCCAUGGGAUGUGAUGGAACAGAUCCACACCAUGCCGGUGACCAUGCAACACCAGGAAGACAUGAACGCCAUGCAGAACCGCGUUCUCGCCGUGGAGAAUGCCCUGACAGAGAUCCUGAGCCUCUUGCGUCCCGGGCACAUUCGUUCCGAGCCGAUGGUACAGGUAAUGGAAGUUCUUUGUGGUCCCCAGAGUGAACUCACGAAACAAGUGAACAACAUGGGAUACCGAGCUGUGAGGUUUGGGUAUCAAGAAGGGGAUGCAGCCACGAAAGAAGGAAGAGAAUUGUUGUUUGCAAAGAUCCAUGCCUGUAGUCCCAAACAUAUCUGGUAUAGUCCAACAUGUGGGCCAUGGUGCGCCUGGAGUCACUUGAACGAAUCCAAAAGUGAAGCCAGUUUUCAGAGGAUUCAAGACCUCAGAGAUGAAAACCUGUAUCAGUUGGCUUUAGGUUUGGUCUUGUACCGCCACCAAGUUUGCCGAGGAUGUCACAUGCAUUGGGAGCAACCAGCCAAGUCAAUCAUGUUGAGGACCCCAUUGUUAAAGGAGGUCAUCCAAGGUACACAGGUCGCAGAGUUUGACAUGUGCCGUGUUGGACUCAUGAGGGAUCCAGUCAACCAACUUUUGUACAAAAAGGGAAUGGAGAUUGCCACCACAUCACAACAGUUUUACCUACAAUUUCACGGUCGAACAUGCAACCAUCAACAUGAACAUCAACAACUAGCGGGUGAGACCACUGUCAGAGGUAUCAGAAUCAGAAGAACAGAAUUUUCUGAAAGGUAUAACCGAAAAUUUGCUCGAGCUCUUGCAAAAGUCCUCACAAAACUCUCAUGUGCCAAAGAGGUCCCAUUUGCCUUUGCGAGUGCAUUUGCCGUUGUGAACAAACGCAGAAACAGUGCUUCCAGUGCGCCUCCUCUGAAACGAGCCAAACUGAGAAACAGCGAAUUGAUUGAGCCUGCCGAAAUGCCUGUCAAAAGAAGAAGAACUUCUGGAAAGACCCCAGAAGCCACAAGCAUGAAUAGCCUAUGUGAUCGCAUUUGUUCUCAGAUAUCUCAGGUAGCCCCCCGAGUAGGUCGCAAAGAAAUUGAUCAGUCUCAAAUACUUGCUGACCUCCAAGAGUUGUUCCAUGAGAAACAAAUUGUUCGGGUUGUUGCAUGUAAGGGGACUGAGCGAACAAUAAUGCCACCAAAAGACUUAGUACCAGAUGAAGCCCCUUUCCGAAGAGCCAUCAUAGUACAGAGAGUCACAAAAAAAGUCCUUGUGGAAGACCAAUGGGAAGAGUGGAAAUACCUCUCCAACAGGCAGCUAUGGAGGCGCUCUCAUCCAUGUUUCCUGAAUAUAACAGUUUUUGCUCGCAAUCCAGAUGCACAUGAUCCCAGCGUAGCCAGCGUGAGAAUUCAAGCAUCCGAGCCAGCCACUGCAGACCAAUCCCAGGCCUUGGAAAGGCCACAUACUGACAUGCCUGAAUCAGGAUCACCAGCAAUGUCUCCAGCCGAAGAGACACCGAAUGUCAGUCCAAUGCAGAGGCCAAAUCCAGAACCCGUCCAGGAACCACUAGACCCAAGUGCAAUCGAUGAAGCCAGCACUCAACAUGGCCCGAAGUUCAUGAGCAUGAACCCUGAAAAUAAGAAGAUAGCCAUCCGAUUGCAUAAGAAUCUAGGUCACCCUGAUCCUCAGAAGCUUAGCAAGGUUCUCCAACAGCGAGGAUACAGCCCAGAACUUUAUCAAGGG